UCGAUAAAGCAGCAUUUGGAUCGGUCCCCAGAACCGCCGUUGAAAAUGUACAAAAGAAAAUGGUACAACAAGCAGUACUGUGGCGACAACGAGAACGACCCGUUCGAAUUUACCUACCGAGGAAGCGUGUUUGAUCCUUUUGCCGACACGGCGGGCCCACUACCCACGGCGGGAGAACAAGGAGCAUGGAGCGGCGACUCGCUUUCACUGGAGUUGAUUGAGAAUAUCCCGCUACCCGCCCAUCGGCUGUCGGGCAAGGUAAGGCAGCAGUACUUGCAGUACCUGGAGCAAGUGAUACAAAAGAAUUACCGCACAUGGAAAGCAACCAGUUGUUACCGCGACAAUCCUUUCAGUCAUCAAGAGCUGCGCCAGUGUGCUGAGACAAUCGAAAUAAGAGCUGUGCAGGCUUGCAUGAUCACCUCGCUCUACCGAGACUUUUUGCUGGAAAAGAUCAGAGAAAUACGUAAGCAAACGGCCGCCGGUGUGCUACAUCCUAACAUUCUGGACGUAAAGCUGAAUUACGCUUCACUGAAACCCGAACGGUGUCACGUUGCUAUGCAAACCGAUGACUGGGAUGGCGUCUGCAACAACGAUUAUUUGCAUAUCUUGCAAACCAGCAUACCGGCCAUGAGUUUGGAUGACAAAAUGCGAAAGUUCCAUGAAGCAAGAGAAAACCAUGAGCAAGAACAGGCGAGGGUACCACCGCUGGUUAGCGAUUACGAUGAACCACGGGCAUCGACCCCGGCAGUGACACCGGCAGCGGUCGGCAGUAGAAACGUUGCGGCGUCAUUCGAUGAACCGAAACCGGCCCAAGAAGAACUGGACGACGAAAUUCUGAAGGAACUGGAAGCAAUGUUCGAACCGGAGGACGACGAGACGGACAUUUUCGAGUGGAAUCAAGAGCAGCAGCAAGUGAAAGCAAUCAUUAGUGAGAUAGAGCGGGCCACGGUGAUCAAGUGUGAGCAGGCUGUGGACGCAGGCCCGGAUCCUAUUUCGAUACCCAGUCCACAAGUCGAUGUAAAGCUCGAGCUGGUCGAGAUGGAUCCACAACCGGCCACGACCACCAUGCUAUCGUCGGCGGUGGCCAAUAGUGAGGAUUUAAGACGGAGCAUGUGGCCCUGCGAGUUGCAUAUGCAGCGCAUGAAACUAAGGAACCUGCUCGUGCGAAUAGCGGAUGACGAUUAUCGGCGCUAUGAGGCGCUACAGUCGCGCUUCGUGACACUGUUUGGUGAGGAUGACGGCGAGGAGCAGGAUCUCGGACCGUACAGCCCGUCGAUCGAACUGAACGAGGUACUGUUGGCGAGUUGCAGGCAGCGAAUUGCCCGCUGGGUUGUCCAGGCGCUGAUGGGCCCCCUGAAGGACGGACUCAUCGCGAAUCGAUACCUUUUCAAGAAGCUUGCCAAGCGGUUGGCAGAAAAUAUCAUCUACUUAGACCAAUAUCCUGAUAAAAAGUUCAUUCGGCAAUACGUUGGCGAUUACUUUUGUUCUCAUUCCUGCAUCAGAUCGAUCGAUGAUAUUACUUGAAGUAAUCGUCCUAGGCUCUCCCUGUGCCAUGGAACCAAUAAAUAAAGCAAUUGCUUUGUGGACAACUGCA
Molecule: messenger RNA, 1594 nt
Organism: Anopheles aquasalis
Lineage: Eukaryota; Metazoa; Arthropoda; Insecta; Diptera; Culicidae
Source: RefSeq, a predicted model, not a curated record